AUGUCUUCCCUCACCCCCGAGACCUUGGCCCGCCUCCACCCUGUCCACCACAUGAUCCUCAACUUUCUCGCCCAAUCCUCCCCGUACACCAUCCUCCAGCUCAACAAGUACUACCGCCGGCGCGUCCUCCCAGACCUGUAUCAUACCCUCCCCGUUACCCAAAAGUCCAUCUGGGCGUUCGACGUGCCUGGCGAUGGCGCGCUGAGACCGCACUCUGUUAAAUACGCGAAGGUGCUCCAGGUGGUAGACGUUCAUUCUGCGAUACUAUUUGAGAACUACCGCUUGAAAGUUAAUGGGAGGUUAACUUUUCCCAUCAUACGGCUUCUCGAGCGUCCCAUCAUACCGCUUGUCAAACGGGUAGAGUUCUUCUGGGCGGUCGUGCGGGACGAGUACUUCUUCAAAUUUCAACACCGUAUGGGCAACGUCAACCCCGAGGAGCGCACGCUGUACAAUGAAGUUCAGCGCGGAGGCCAACUGCGUGAGGCUCUUGUGCACGUCGACUGCAGUGAUGAACGGGCAAGGUGCACAGAUGACGCGCUGGUAGAGAUUGGUUUCUUAUUCUCUCAAAACCCCGUCAACGUCGCGACAACUGUCGUCUUGCACACCGACAAAUGCGGUUUAGAUUACUCCCCAUGGUGUAAUCAUCUUCCCCUUCAACCGGAGAGGAUACUCAGAUUCGUGCUCUGGCUUGCGCCCGAGGCAAACGAGGAAACAGGCAGCACAGCGUCGUGUAUUCCCGCUGCAUCACCCUAUGUUCUCGAGGACUUUGCGGAGUUCAUUAUCUACGUCAUGGACCAUGUCAUGGAUCAAAGGCGGGAACAUGGGAACCGUCCUGAGGAAGAGGAAGACGCAGCGAAAGAGGCGGGAUUCGUCUAUCCCCCUGAACAGCUCGAGGUGGUAUGCGUAGAUGCAAGUCUUGUGGAGGAUCUUGCGAGAGCCAAUUUUUCGCCUCCAAAGCCCUUGUACUCGACAUCACCGCCGGUCGAGUUGGAGGGAUUCGAGUGGCCGAUAAAGUUUAUCGAACUGGACGAGAAGAUCGCUCUUGAAUACGAUCUGUGGAACACAAAACUAUAG
This is a messenger RNA of Cryptococcus wingfieldii CBS 7118, 1074 nucleotides long. RefSeq lists its product as hypothetical. The transcript has a single exon. The record is from RefSeq and is a predicted model, not a curated record. Bases 1 to 1074 code for a protein of 357 amino acids. Lineage: Eukaryota; Fungi; Basidiomycota; Tremellomycetes; Tremellales; Cryptococcaceae.